CCCCUUACGUGUAAUGAAAUCGCCCGAAAACAAAAUGGCGAUCACAAGACAAAAAUCAUACUCGUAGUUCACAAGUUUACCGCUUCGUCGUCUGUGGUUUGCCUAUGGAAGCACAGAAGACAGCUACACUGGUCCACCUGAAAGGAUGGGCUCUUCCAGCCAAAGAUCUCAGGAUGCUGCACUUCCAUCGCGCCCAGCAGACGUUCAGCACGGACUCGGAGGCCUCUGACCAAGCAGUUCCGCUGUUCCUGGGUGCAGACGUCCUGGCAGGGUCAGGGAUUGCCUGUGAUAACCAGCCAAGGAUACAUGCAAGAUAUGCCAAGAAAGGACUGGCAACAAAGUUACACUUUGAAGCUGGUGUGAAACUUGCAGGCAUCCAUGGCACCUGUAAAGGUGUGUGGUUCUACAGCAUCCAGGGCGUGUUCAGGGCAGUGUUCGAGCUUCACAACAGGCAGAGCCAGCUGGAGUGUCUAACUGUUCUACAAGAGCUAUGGAGAUUAAGGUUUGAUGAUGACCUGCUACAAGAAUCCUACCAUAUAAAACAAGACACAGAAAUUGAAGAAACUGGACAUCAACCAGCCAGAAACCCAAGUCAACAUGUUGCCUCCAUUAAAAAACAGUCCUUGGCAACGUAUUCUGUUGCUCAGUCUGAUUUCAAACAAACUGCCAUGGCAGCAACCUUUCAGCAAAAUACCAUGCAAUCCUGCGGACUUAAAGGUCAUGGGAAAGCAUCGCAGACUAAUGCCUUAAAGCAGACUGCUCAUCCACAGCUGCAAAUUGGUCCUAACGAGGCUAAACAGGACUAUUCUGCAGAUGCUAAUGAUACAGAGAGCAGGAAUGACGAUUCUAUCACAGAUCACAACUACAGCAGCUCACAUCCAGAUGACGUCUUGUGCCAAAUAAUCAGGACAUUAGACAAUUUAGCAGAGCAACAACAGCUGGAUGUCUUCUUAAGAAGAUGUAUUGAGUUACUGACUAGCCUUGUUUCCAUUCUGAAGGACACGGGGAGCAUGGGGUUCCCUCUAGAUCUGUUAGGAUGUUUUGUGACAAAUGUUAGGCAGCUGACAGAAGAUCAGCUGCAGGAUGAAAGUCACAUGAGGCAGAUGUCAAUGGUGGUAGUCAGUGAAUGGUUAGGACAGCAGUUCCAAAUGAGUAACAAAGACAUUGUCAGAAGGGUGGAGGAUUUUAAGAAGAGACACAUUAUGUGUGUGGACAACCUUCCACCAGCAGAGGAAAUAAUUGAUGAACUUUUCCCUCCUGCAAUGAAAACAUUAUUUUUGACGUGGAUGGCCUCAUCAUCUGGUAACAAGGAGUCUGGUGGUGGGUCUGACCACCUCAUGUUUGACAGUAGUCAGUUUCCAGUCUUACAACUCAUCUUAGAAUUUGCCAAUCACACCCUGAUCUCUGGUGUGGCUCAUGUAUUAUACAGCAGGUUGAUACACUCCUGAGUGCUCUAUAUGGGGCAGUAUUACAGUGGUCGUCUGCCAGUUCAAUCUGCUCCCCCCUGUCAGGUAUUAUUAAAAUACAUCCAUCAUUUGUCAUGACUGUCUAUGUUUUAUACAUUAUCUUCAUAAUGAGAUUUUCAAGAUCCAUUAUAGUUGCAUUGUUGAAUGGAUUAGUAGCCUUCGAUCAUAGAUUAGAUCAUGCUGAAUUAUUACUUACUAUAGUUUGCAUGACGUUCAUGGGAAAUCAUUGAUAAUUAGAUUUGGAUGUUACAUUGGUCCCAAAAAUGUUGGUCAAGACUUUGAUUGCAAUGUAAUCUCCAAGAGGAGGUGGCUCAUCCUUUAUCAUUGGGAUUACACAUUUUUAUUCCUAUA
Branchiostoma floridae (Florida lancelet) is the source of this 1817-nucleotide messenger RNA. RefSeq lists its product as uncharacterized. The record is from RefSeq and is a predicted model, not a curated record. Bases 105 to 1448 code for a protein of 447 amino acids. The transcript has 4 exons. NCBI's taxonomy places the organism in Eukaryota, Metazoa, Chordata, Leptocardii, Amphioxiformes, Branchiostomatidae.